Messenger RNA from Eurytemora carolleeae, 751 nucleotides. RefSeq names its product intraflagellar transport protein 43 homolog (gene IFT43). Gene Ontology annotation, cellular component: intraciliary transport particle A; cilium. NCBI's taxonomy places the organism in Eukaryota, Metazoa, Arthropoda, Copepoda, Calanoida, Temoridae. The record is from RefSeq and is a predicted model, not a curated record. Bases 18 to 587 code for a protein of 189 amino acids. The transcript has 8 exons. Gene Ontology annotation, biological process: intraciliary retrograde transport.
GCCGGAGAGCAGCAGAAAUGUUCAAAGAACCAUCGCCUGCGCUGGAAGGGUCAGCCCUUAGUUCCAGACCUGUUACUGGUAUUCUAAACCUGGAUAAUGCUCCCCCUACCAGACCAAGAGGAACUGCUCCCCCUAGAAGACCGGGAGGAUGGGCGGAUGAGACAUCAAGGGCCAAAUCUGCCAAGGCUCCCCAGAAUGAAGGUGCUGCUGGGUUUAGUGAUGAUGAUAAUGAUGAUGUUCCAAUAAUUCCAGAUCUUGAGGAAGUCGAGCAAGAAGAUUUAGCUACUCAGGUAGCUGAAGCUCCCAGUGUUGCAGUCAACAGAGUAGCGACCUACAAAGAGUUAGACACCGACUUAUUCAAGCAUGCUGCCUUUGCUACUCUUGACGAUAUUGAUCUGAGAAUCCUGACAAGAUGCAUGGCUCCAGAGCAUGCCGUCAAGGAGGUGGAUGAGACGUGGAGCUGGGAUAUCCUGUUUACUGAUGUAUCCUCGGACAUGUUAACGGAAUGGUUUCCGGAAACGGAACAGCAGGAAAAAACAAAGUUCCAGGAACGGCCCUACACUGCCUUUAAUAGGUUCCCGGUCUAGGGUUCUUUGUUUUUUUUUUCUUUGUCCACCCCCCCCCCCCUCCAAAAAAAAUAUUUUUUAUUAUUGGAUGGAAAUUUCCCGAAAUUUUAGAUAAAAUUGUUCUUUAUUGCUUUUUUCAAUUGCUCUGAGCUCUGCAAAAAUAAAUAGUUUUGUUACGUGUUUUA